CUAAACUGACACACGUCGAUCACGACUCAGACUCACCUGGCCACUCAGCAUCACCUGACUUUGCCAUAACAACUCGACGAUACAAAGCCACCUCUUUGCUUCGUCACAUCCACAUCAACAUAAGCCAGCUUCCUUACCUGCUGUGGCCAGUUCCCUCAGCCAAAAUGUUGUCUAACAUCAUCGUUCCGGCCAUCGCUGCCGCUACCCUGUUCAACGGCGUCGACGCUGCCAGCCGUCACCGACACAUGCACAAGAAGGAUAUUGUCUACGCCGCCACCGAGGUCGAGAUCGAGACUGUCUACGAGACCGUCACUGUCAUCGCCGGCGAGGAGCAAACUGCCGCUGCUGUUGCUGUGGCUGCCACCAGCACCGCCUCGGUCCAGUCCUUCUACGCUGCCGCCCAUCCCUCUGCCGCGACCACCCCCACCGCUGCUGCUGCUGCUGCCGCCACCACCUCAACCUACGCCGUUGUAGCUGAGCCUACCGUUGCCUCCAGCCAGACCACCUUGGCCACCGCUGUCAAGUCUGACGCUGCUGUCGACGUCCAGAAGCCCACCACAACUGCUCAGGCCACCACGGCUGUUCCUACCACCUACGCCGUCUCUACCACCAGCGAGGCCGCCGCGACUACAUCUACCAAGGCUGCCUCCACCAGCUCUUCCAGCAGUGGCAGCACUGGCGGCAAGCGAGGUCUUGCCUACAACGAUGCCACUCUCGUCUCUACCAUCAUCUCCGCUGCUUCCGCCACCUUCGGCUGGUGCUAUGAUUGGGGUUUCACCAACGGUGGUUUGACUGCCAACCUCGAGUACAUUCCUAUGCUCUGGGGGCCCACCCACUACGACUCCUCUUGGGACACUGCUGCCGCCGCCGCUGUUUCCGACGGCGUCACUGCCCUGUUCAGCUUCAACGAGUGUGACAAUGCUGGUCAGGCCAACUUGGAUGCUGCUACUGCCGCUAGCUACCACACCCAGUACCUCGGCCCCUACAAGGGUCAGAUCAAGAUUGGCGCCCCCUCCAUCACCAGCAGUGAAUCCACCGGCCUAGGCCUCUCCUGGUUGUCUGAGUUCAUGAGUGCUUGUGGCAGUGACUGUGCUGUCGACUUCGCCAACUUGCACUGGUAUGGUCCUGGUGGCGAGGCAGGUGCCCAAGAGUUCAUCAGCUACCUUGUAAAGGCUAACGCCCAGACCGGCCUCCCCGUUUGGGUCACUGAGUUCGGUGUAACCUCUGGUGAUGAGGAGGCUUUCCUGACCUACGCCCUGGAUCAGCUUGACAACAACUCCACCUUGAGCUUUGUCGACAACUACGCCUACUUCUACCUCUCUACUGGCUACUUGAUGUCCUCGACCUCCAGCCUCAGCUCCGCUGGCAGCAUCUACGCUUCCGCAUCAUAGAGGACUUUGAGCGAAGAAACCAGCCAUCUUCUUUUCUUGUACCACUUCUAAGGGGGGCAAUCUCGCAUUUGGGAUGGCGUGACAAAAUUUGACUUCAUGUGUACAUAUUUGAAAGGGCCUACAACCAGAGGCAAGCCCGGAUAUCUGGUCUUGGAGUCUUCCAUAGGAUUUCGGAUUGUUUUGACUUAGAUGGGCAGGAAAUCUCAGGAUCAAGGAUAGAUUCAUGAGUUUACGACUUGACACGAAUGAAUUGCGUUGCAUUGUGA
Molecule: messenger RNA, 1657 nt
Organism: Truncatella angustata
Lineage: Eukaryota; Fungi; Ascomycota; Sordariomycetes; Amphisphaeriales; Sporocadaceae
Product: glycosyl hydrolase catalytic core-domain-containing protein
Exons: 1
Coding region: 165-1391 (408 amino acids)
Biological process (GO): fungal-type cell wall polysaccharide metabolic process
Cellular component (GO): fungal-type cell wall
Source: RefSeq, a predicted model, not a curated record